This is a messenger RNA of Gymnodraco acuticeps, 819 nucleotides long. RefSeq names its product zona pellucida sperm-binding protein 3-like. Gene Ontology annotation, biological process: binding of sperm to zona pellucida; egg coat formation; positive regulation of acrosome reaction. The record is from RefSeq and is a predicted model, not a curated record. Gene Ontology annotation, cellular component: extracellular matrix. The transcript has 6 exons. NCBI's taxonomy places the organism in Eukaryota, Metazoa, Chordata, Actinopteri, Perciformes, Bathydraconidae. Gene Ontology annotation, molecular function: acrosin binding. The annotation marks the transcript as partial.
AUGGAGGAGUAUGGUAAGGCCAUCAGCUUCCUCCGGGACUCCAUCCAUCUGUUUCGGGGCCUGAAGAUCGGUCCCAAGGGCAGCUGGAAACCAGUCCAGACAGGACUGGUGAUGGCCACAACAACAAUCCUGGAGGUCCAGCAUGACCUGUUGAGACAAGGGCACAAAUUUGUUCUCACAAGCCGCUUCACUCAAGACUGCCUGGAAAACACAUUUUCGUCCAUUCUUUUUUACAACGGAGGUCUAUGGGAGUGUCGUAACUCUUAUAUCUCUAGGGCUCUGGGAGAGGGGAACGCUGAGUUUAACUACAAACUAGAUGACUGCAAUUUUAAAAGACUGAUGAAAGGGAAAAAGCUCCUCUACAAAAAUGAGUUGACUUUCAGGCCCCAACCAAGGUCGAGUCCUGCAUCUUAUGUGUAUCCCAUCGAGUGUGUUUAUCCAAGACCUAAGGGGUGGAUUCCUCCUUUCCUGAACGCGGGGUCAGGUGUUGCCGAAGGCCGGGGAGGUCUGAAGUUCCACAUGCUGCUCCUAAAUGAAAGAAUAACAGCGGUAGCGGAGACAAAUGUCAUCCCCCUGGGCUCCUUCAUGCCAAUAUGGGCAACAGUGGCGCAGGAGUCCCAUCAGCCAUUGCUGCUGCUCAUGGAGGAAUGUGUGGCAGCCGCUACGCCUGAGCUGCAGGCUAACAGCAAUGUGUACCCCAUCAUUACAAAUAAGGGGUGUCUCUUGGACAGUGAGAAGGGAAACUCCAUGUUUCUCCAGCGGUACCAGUCCUCUGCAAUCACCCUCUACCUGCAGUCCUUCAAGUUUGGUCUCGAUGAG